UACAGUCAACGGGCAGAUCAAACGAAGGACUGAGACAAUGGAACCAGCGGGAUGACGUUCCGACUCCGUACCAGCAGGGGGAGGUAGAUCACCGGAACGUUGUGUGCCACCCGCCAUUAAACCACCCCGGAGGAAGAAGAAGAAGUGGCGCGCAGAUUUGAAAAACAAAGAUGGCGGCUCGAGCCGUUCUGCGGCGCUGUGACCCCGCCCUGCUGGAGCCGGCCGGAGACCCGGACCGGGACCGGGACGCAGAGAGGAUGCUGCUCUCCCUGUCGGACAGCCGGCGGGUCCAGAAGGUUCUGUGGCGGCAGCUGUUCGUCCUGGACUCCAUGAUGACGUCACUGGAAAGUCUGGAAUCUGCGCAGCAGCUGCAGAUGGAGCCACGCCCCCCCCAGACAGAGGGCGGGGCCAAGGCCAGCUGGAAGGCUCUGAAGGCGGGCGGCGUGGCGGCGGUGGAGCAGACAGAGGAGCUGCUGACGGCCCUGCAGGACCGCCUCCAGCAGAUCUACCACAGAAGACACGCCCUCUCCCAGCUGCUGCAGAGGCUGCACACUCAGGUGCAGCAUCAGGACCAGUUGCAGGCAGAGCUGCUGGCGGCCCAGAAUGCUUUGCGCUCCUGUGACCAGCAUGUGACCCGGCUCAGGGCGGAGUCAGAGGCGGUGCUUAGUCGGCUGCUUGACUGGCAGCAGCUGAGAGACAGCCUGCAGCUACUCGGAACGGCGGUGCAGGAGGUCACGCAGGUCAACCUGCUCUCCUUCAACCAAUCAGAGCUUUGCGUGGAGUUCAGGCCACGCCCCCCCUCCACCAUGUCAGCCCAGCAGCUUGAGCCUGUGGGGUUAACGGUCACCUGGAGCUCCGAGGGCUUCAGCCUGCAGGUGGACGAGAGCAUGGCCGGCCUGGUGGGCAGCUGCGUGACCGGCCGGCGUGCGGAGCUGAGCGCCGCCCUGCUGGAUGUCCUGCAGAGUUACGUGGGGCAGGUGGAGCUUCUGUCUGAGAUCCAGAGCCUGAGGUCCAGCUUUGCCAUCGACUGGCGCCCAGCUCAGCGCCUGCUGCUCUACCUGAAGACGGCCUCGCUGGUGUGUCACCUGCACGUGGAAGAGGGAUAUCCCGGAGGGGGGCGGGCUCGGCUGCUGUCGGUGCAGCGGGAUGGACAGCCGGUGGACGCCAACAGCCUGCAGCCCCACAGAGAAGAUCCGAGUCUGACGGAGUGGCUGGUCCUCCUCUGCAGCAGCCCCGCCCUCUGACCCCGCCCUCCUGGACACCGCGCCUCCAGCAUCCUCGCCCUCUGACCCGCCCUCCUAGACACCGCGCCUCCAGCAGCCCCGCCUUCCUGGACACCGCGCCUCCAGCAGCCCCGCCCUCUGACCCUGCCCUCCUGGACACCGCGCCUCCUUCCUCCAGCAGGGGUCAUCCUGGCCUCCUGAGUGUCAAUAAAGUUUUCUAGUUUUCCUGAAUGUGACGACUCUCUUAUGAAAAGCUUCAAACGGAACCGCAGAUUCAUUCAGAUUAAAGUAAAGAUUUCAACAAAAAUGACGGAAAGCUGCAGCUUAGAAUGCAGAGAAAGAUGGAAACGGGAAGUCAGUGAUCCAGAUCAGUCUGAUCCAGAUCAGUCUGAUCCGGAUCAGUCUGAUCUAGUAUUUCAAACCCGAGCUCCUCUCUCCCAUCCUCCAUAUUUUACAUGAAUUCCAGAACCACUCUUGGGGGGGGGGGCUCAAGGCUAAGGUGUAAAUUUAAACUUGGGACAUUUUAAGUGGCCUGAUUACCAUAGCUCUGUAAGUAGAACUUACCCAGAAUGCCUUGCUGAUCCAGACAUGAAUCUCAUAGUAGACAAUUUAAAUAAAUAUUCCAGAUUUAGCAUUAGAAAUACCAGAUCAGGAAAUUCAUCAAUGUAAUGAAAGAUACGAAUCAAUCCACACUCUAUUUCUGCUCCAAUUCCAGAACAAGGAGUUGAAAUGUGGAAUGAUCUACAGCAGGAGUCAGCAACGUUUACGACCUGAAGUGCCGAUUCAAAAGAUUCUCCUUAACCACUGAGCCUUCACCAACCGUGAUGUGAGCUCUGUGGUCGUUCACCUUUCCUGUCAGGGAUCGAUACAGCCAAUCAGCUUCCACCGAUUCACACAGGUACGGAGAUCAAGUUAUGCAGCAGCAUGAAGGGUCUUGUCCGGACCACCACUGGAUUUUAGCUCAGCGAACCCAACCCAGAUCCUACAGCAGCCAGCUGAGCUAUGCAGCCACGUCUACCUGUAACGCAGACUUUAAUGCACAAAGAUUCAAUAUUCUGGAAAAAAAAUGAAAUUCACAAACAAAUUAGCUCAAAAUUGUGCUUUCAUAAUAAUAUUUCACAAAGAAGAUGUUUCAAAUAGUGCUGCAACGAUGUUUGUUUGAAACCAGAAGUACUGCAUUUGGGAUUCAUUCUAACAGCAGCAGCAUUGGAGA
Molecule: messenger RNA, 2436 nt
Organism: Oryzias melastigma (Indian medaka)
Lineage: Eukaryota; Metazoa; Chordata; Actinopteri; Beloniformes; Adrianichthyidae
Exons: 10
Coding region: 171-1244 (357 amino acids)
Biological process (GO): mitotic sister chromatid segregation; establishment of localization in cell; mitotic cell cycle checkpoint signaling
Cellular component (GO): cytosol; nuclear body; dendrite
Source: RefSeq, a predicted model, not a curated record